AUGAAGUUCAAUAAUUUCUACGUCUUGUACAAACAAGACACCAGAUUAUUGUUGUACUGGCUGGUCAAGACUUCAAAUGGCAUCAUCCAGUCUCUGGAAGCUGCUGAUAAUGACUCGCCAUUGCAACUCAAUGUUACAGGUCAAGUCACUGUCUCGGAUCUUGUCCCUAUGUCGGAGCUCAUUGCAAAACACAACAUCGAAGUACCAUCUGCGAUAUUUGGUUUGUUCCAGUCUGUGAUUGAGUUGCGCUCUAUCUACUACUCUCAAUUUCAGCAGCUAGCAUCCGUAAGUCCUAGCGAAGAGCUUGAAAAGAAUAACGCAACGCACAAGUAUUUCAUCGACACCCUCACCAAAGCGUUCGACAUCUUGGGCAGUCAAGAGUGGAUAUCAAAUGAACACGAGAAACAAACAAAGAGAGGCGAAGAGGAACAUGGCUCUAGCAUUUUCGCCACUGCCAACAAGUUUUCAGUCUUGGACUUGAAUGGCAACUCAGAGAGUGAUGAUGCCGAUAACGAAGAGUCCGAAAAAGAGGCCAGCAGUGUCGCAAGUCCUCGGCAGAAGCGACGGAGACAAGCUGGAAAAGGCAAAAGAAAGAAAGGAAAGGGAAAGAAGGUGCAGCGGGAGCGAAAGACUUCACGAGUAGCUGACCAACCUCUUGACGAGAUACCACUAGAGAGCUACCGCAUAAUUGAGGACAACGCCAUGACAGAGUAUGUCAUGGCGGUGCUUGCGCUGACCCGAGACUGGAUCCAGCUUCGAUCAUUCCUUCAGGACAUUUGGCGAAGAGUAGCCUACAAGAACCUAAAUAGUGCAGUAGCGGCUACUCUCGCCAAAGUCGCUGUGGCAAUGGUCAAGCAAUCCGAGGCAACGAUUUUUGUUGACUUUCCAGAUUACGAAUCGUUUGAGAUGAUCAUGCAAACCCUCACGCGCGGGAAUAUCAGGAAAGCAGAAAAGGAGUUUCGCCUUACCAUCCGAGCUAACGAGAAGGAGGACUCGGCGAAACUUACUGAAGUGUCGCUAGACAUCAAGGAGCUUUUCCUUAUCAAUGCCUACGAAGAUCUCGUCGACUUCAUCAAGGACUACCAGAAGACAAGAAGCGGAAAACCGACGAAACGAAUGCUCGCCCAGCUCGAUGACUGGGAUCCUCAAUUCAAUAUACAGGACGCUACCAAGGAGGAGAGAAUCAAGUGGAGACGCUGUUAUACAAUCAACUGGUUGUAUGAUCUUGUCAACAUCACUGCGUGUGCCGCCCUAUUUGGUGCGGAUGCCAAGGGAGAAGGCUUUGUAUUAGAGGAUGUGGACUGGUCAAACAAUGGCCCGUUGAAAUCUCAUUACAGGAUGUUUGGCUUGAUGGACUUCGCCGCACAAAUAACGACGCUUGCGAUGCAGAAACCCGGCAUUGCCUUUAGCCACAAAAUCCCACCUCACCUCGUGUUUUAUCUUCAGUGCAUUAUGGAUGCCUGGACCAUCUCUCGCGGAUGGGCAAUCAGCGGUGUCAAGGGCCACAUCAUCAGCGAGCCGGCGCAUGGCUUUCAACCGCGACGUGACUUGGACAUUUUUCUCGGCCGAGGGAGCUGGGCGUCUUCGGGCCACGGAUUCUUCCAGGGCACGUAUAACCUCAAGUCGUUCUACCUGCGCUUCCAGAAUAGUGGCAGGUCAUUUGAGCACACAAUGGACUGCAUAGGGAUACUUGAAAAGCUCAGUGUUGAAUUUAACGAGGCUUUGGGAAGAUGCGAUCUCUUCCGCCAGCUAUCAGCCGUACUACCUUCUCGCUUCUCGUCGACAAAUCCGAAUGGUGUUUGGGACUACUCUCCCUUUUUCUGCGGCGCUGGUCUGGCAGAAGGGCUCGAGAUCACUUAUCGGAGCAUCAUGGUUCUGUGGGAUGGUAUGCGAGAGCCAAUGCUUGUCCUUCAUCUACACAACAUGCUUGUGCAAAAGGGAUAUCUCAAAGGACCUAUAGAGAUGUACAUUCGCUUGGACAUCAUGUUCUCUGAAAGCUUCUACUUGGAAGGGAAACGCCCCAAGGACAACUUUGUCGACUCUUUUCAAUCCCACGUCCACAAGAUGGUGACUCGCAAAGAAUUCCUUCAAGAGCGAGCAAAUCGCCGGGCAGCAUCUUCAGUCACCCAUACCCGCGAUUUUCUAAAACUCGUCAUUCUACGUCUGUUUAAGCAGAAGUCGAUCCUGCUUCUAUACAGUGAGGCCGAUUGGGAUCCAUCACGAAUCCCAGAUUCCGAUAUCGAGCCAAUGUCGGCUCUGGGGAUGAUUCGGCUCGCCCAAACGAAGCGCAUUCGCAACUCAGCAAGAUGUCCUUGGCGGCUGGAGGAAACGGAAUUAGUCAAGCGAAGUUACGCUGCGGGCAUAGAUUAUAUGUUCAUAAUGGCGCUUGAUCCCAAGGCGAACGACGACGAAGAAAUUAGAGACGGAGAAUUCACCGCGGAGAUGAUACUGAGCACGCUCUGGAACGACAUCCACGGCGACAUUUGUGGUGGUCUUCGUCCCCUCUCAAGCCUCAACUACCUAUGGAUUACAGUACGAAUUCUACAGUAUUUCGAAGAACUCGAAAAAGAGGCUGAAAACAGCGGCAGCACCAUGAUCAGAGCUCUUUAUAGUCGCAAUGAAGCCGGUGAUAGCUCUUGCUCCAUUCAAGGCGAUAAAAGGCUGCUCCUUUCGCUGCGUGCUCUCGACGGCAAGGACCGAGAGCUCCUGAAGACGAUGGCAAAGACGUUUGAGAGGUGUGGGGGAAGUAUGGCUGAUUUCAUGUACUGGCCUGACGAGGGAUCGAUGGCAGAAGCAACUGAUGGACCGGUGGUGGAAGCUGGAAGCCCAGACUGCUGUGUGAUGUAG
Messenger RNA from Trichoderma virens Gv29-8, 2847 nucleotides. RefSeq lists its product as uncharacterized. The coding region runs from base 1 to 2847 and encodes 948 amino acids. The record is from RefSeq and is a predicted model, not a curated record. NCBI's taxonomy places the organism in Eukaryota, Fungi, Ascomycota, Sordariomycetes, Hypocreales, Hypocreaceae. The transcript has 2 exons.